AUGUUCAUGAUCAUUCGAGAGCCGUCCGCUGGAGGAGGCAGUGCAGGGAUGAGUGCUCCAUCGGAGAGGAGUGCAAAACAGGUGCUUCCUCAACCCUCUGCCCCCCCUCAGGUUCAGGCCGCCAUCAAGAAGAAGCUGGAGAAGCAGAAGAAGCGAGGCAACGGGCAGGGAGGAGGAGACAAUCAAAGUGCGACACCGCAGCCUCCUCGCCACAAGAAAUCCAGUCAGUUCCCCCGGACGACGAUGGCGGCGGCUGCUGAGGACAGAGAGAUGCAGGAGGAGGAGCUGGAGGAGAUGAUGGAGGGUCCACAGAGGAGAGAGAGGGAGAACGAGGAGGAGGGGGAGCCUGUGGACCUGCUGCCCAUCGUGGACUCUGUGUUUGGACAGGACAGAGAGCUGAGACCAGAGGAGCUUGACGAGCUCCGCGAGGCAUUUGUGGAGUUUGAUAGGAACAAAAAAGGCUACAUCAGUCACAAAGACCUGGGGGAGUGUAUGAGGACCAUGGGGUACAUGCCGACAGAGAUGGAGCUCAUCGAACUGAGCCAGCAGAUCUGUGGAGGUAAAGUUGACUUUGAGGACUUUGUGGAGCUGAUGGGACCCAAGAUGCUGGCAGAGACAGCUGACAUGAUCGGAGUCAAAGAACUACGAGAUGCAUUCAAAGAGUUUGACUCUAAUGGAGACGGUCAGAUCAGUUUAAACGAGCUCCGUGAAGCCAUGAAGAAGCUGAUGGGAGAACAAGUAACCAACAAGGAGAUCAACGAAAUCCUCCGAGAUGUUGACCUCAACGGAGACGGUCUGGUGGACUUUGAGGAGUUUGUACGAAUGAUGUCCCGCUGACCGGCCCAGCUGCCCACAUGUCAGAUUGAGAUGGACAGACACACAUUAUGC
This is a messenger RNA of Anoplopoma fimbria (sablefish), 888 nucleotides long. RefSeq names its product calcium-binding protein 2-like. NCBI's taxonomy places the organism in Eukaryota, Metazoa, Chordata, Actinopteri, Perciformes, Anoplopomatidae. The record is from RefSeq and is a predicted model, not a curated record. The transcript has 7 exons. Bases 1 to 837 code for a protein of 278 amino acids. Gene Ontology annotation, molecular function: calcium ion binding.